AUGAACAGUGGCGGGGGAGAUGCCGUCUGGUACGGCCCACCGGAGAGUUGGCCGACUGAGCACUGCCGCGUGCUGUACGCCAUCAGCAGGUACGCGCAACAGGCUCGCAAUGUUCAAUCGAAGGAGACGUGGAUCCGCCAAGUGGCUCUGCUUGUGCUGCUCUAUGAGGGCAUCAAUGCUGGAAUCCUGCCUUUCGACUACUCGCCUAGUCUCAUGUGGCUCACGUACAAGAAACACACCGACCGCCGGUGGCUGCGGAUCUCUCAAGAGGCCAAGUCCGUGAUCGAUGAUCUCUGGGAAGCCAAGCUCGUGAAUGGAAUCAAACUUUCGUCGGUCGACUACCAGCCGGUUACUGCGUACCAAGCCUCGUUUCGUGGAUUAUCGAUCGUGGAGCAGAUGCCGGAGCAGCUAAAGCGGGAGACCAACGAGUUCCUUUACGCUCCUCCGCCACAAUUGCUCUACGUACGCUACGACGGCUCGGAUUUCCAUCUCGUGACGAGGGACCAGUCUUACACUCGAGUGAGCACCGUCACUGAGUGUGAGGACGUGUCAUACGUAUCGUCGCCUUACAUUCCGUCGUGCCUUCGCUCCAGCACCAGUUACCUCGUUGAUCCUACAAGUAACAAGCUGCGAGCGACUGAGUCUGCGCGCGGCUACAACAUGAUGACUAAAGAGGCAAAGCAGAGCAUCGUACUCUCACAGGUCCACGCGCUUGUUGGCGAGUGGCUGCCGUUUGGUGCCAACCAGAUAUCGGCUCUCAAUGAGCGUCUUGGAGCCAUGGAGCGGUGCCAAGGAGGCCUCUUCAGCUCUAAACUCGAUCUCCAGCCCACGGAGACGCACUUCGAAGUGACCCCGGGGCUCACGCAGGUCAAGAUUCUGGACUUCGACGCCAUUCGCUUUAUCAACUUUGAGGCUGAGAUCAACUUUCCGGAGAGUGACGGCGUUAUCCAAGUCGAGAACUUCGGAAUGCACUUGCACGUGAGUGGGGCGGUGCUGUACGGCGUCAAGAUUGAUGCCAUUAUGAACCACACAGAGCGUUCGAUCCCGCUGGACUUGCUGGCACGACUUCUAGUUGACGUUCACCAAGACAGUUCGGGUAUCAUCAAGGACUUGCUUUCGCGCUACCAGCUCAGUGUGCUGGACAUGCUCUUCAUGGGCAAAGCGGAUCAGCGGAACAAGUAUAAUCUCAUUACGGCUGCGGGGAUCGAACCCAAGUUGCCAGCCUGCAAGUACUUAGACAAGGGUGAGCGCGAGAAUGAGCUGAAGCAGGUCCUGGGCGAAAUCUACGCCUGCUACGACAUUACGCGGGAUGACGUGCUAUUCCUCGGACGUGACGGAUGUCUUCUCAGUGGUCCAGGAGCAGAGCGCUACGAAUCGUUGCUGACCACGUUCAUGGGACUUAACAGCCGCGAAAUCUUCAUCCGGAAUUUUUUUGUGCGCACCUUCGUGCUGAACGACAUGCUGACAAGCCUUCGCAAGUCCAUUCGCAACUACCGCAAGCUUGGUGAGCACACGCUGAAAACUGUGAAGAAGUCUCUGAGUGAUGCUGCACGGCACAUGAUCCUGCUUAUUGAGUGCCUGCAGUACCUUCUGGAGUCCGUGGAGGCUCUCGAGUUGCCUCCUGUACCCGUCGAUAUCGCCGGCUCGAAGAUUUACAAGUGCUUGCAACUACUGGAGCGCAAGAACAGCGUGAUCGUGCGAUGCAAAGAUUCCAUCAAGCUCAUUGAGCGCCUUCGAACUCAACUUGAUACGCUGAUCACCAAGUUUGAGGGCAUUUCGAGACUCCAGCUGACGUACGUCUCUCAAGGAUUCGACAUCAACAUCCGGCGGCUGACAGAGUCGCUUCGUGUUCGCGAUGAACUUGAACGCAAUCUGGAAAUCAUCCGCAUGAUCUUCGCCGGUAAUCUCUCUUUUGAAGUGAUCGAUCGACUAAGCGGCGGUACGUUCAACGUACCGAAUCCGACGUGGUUUAUAGACUGGAUCAAGAAGCCGAUCAUUGAUGCGCCGCUCGCCUUUCUGGUGAUCAACCUCGUUUGGUUCGCCAUUGUUUGGAUUGCGCUGCAGGCGUGGCUUGACCACCGCGUAUUUGAGAAUGGCGCGACGCUAGUGAUUCGAGCUCACACAGACAAGCGCAUCAACCUCACGCAAUUACGUCGGAUGCUCAAGAAGAGGAAUGUUCGGUUCGGUGCGUUCGAGUACGAGGCGAGUGGUCGACCGGAGAUGCAGAGCUACCGGUGGGAGGAGCCUGGCUUCCCGACCAAGGACUCGACAACGCACGUGCAGGUCGUGGUCGAUGAGAAGCAGAAGCUGCUACGAUCCAUCCGCCUUCAGAUCUCCUGUCCGCUGGACGAGUCGGUGCCGAUUCACUCGCGUCGGCGCAGCGUGCGCAAUAUGCUGCGGCAGAACUCAGGCACAAUUCGUCGGACGUCUCGUCGCCUGCAUCCCGCUCCGUCUUCAGUCACAGUGGUGGAGAACAACAUUCUCGAGCAGUUCUCGGUCAUUUUGCGGACAGAAGGGGUCUACCAGGAGCGCCACGUCCCGCUCGCGCGCCUCGGCAGCCAGAUCAAUUUAUUAGCGCUGGCCGGGGAUUUCGCUGAGCACAACUAUAACCAAGAUGUCAGUCGCACUCGGCGUCGACGAGGAGCUGUAGAUACAGCAGUGGUCUCCAAAGACGAUUGA
This is a messenger RNA of Phytophthora sojae, 2679 nucleotides long. RefSeq lists its product as hypothetical. The coding region runs from base 1 to 2679 and encodes 892 amino acids. Lineage: Eukaryota; Oomycota; Peronosporomycetes; Peronosporales; Peronosporaceae. The transcript has 2 exons. The record is from RefSeq and is a predicted model, not a curated record.